Molecule: messenger RNA, 1674 nt
Organism: Exophiala aquamarina CBS 119918
Lineage: Eukaryota; Fungi; Ascomycota; Eurotiomycetes; Chaetothyriales; Herpotrichiellaceae
Exons: 1
Source: RefSeq, a predicted model, not a curated record
AUGCCACUACAAUCACACGAAGUGUUGACACUUCGCCUGAUAUUUGAUUGCGACGAUGACUUUGAUGAAGAUCAGCAGACAGAACAAGCUUCGUCUGACGGGGGCUUCGUGCACUUCCUUCUUCUCCCAUCCGAGAUCCGUCGCGAGAUUCUGCGCAACCUGCUCCUCAUCAACCGAAAUCGAAAACCCCACACUCGUCGUCCACCAAAAGAAAAUGCUUCCACCAUGCUUUGGAUUCAGUCCCACCGAAUUCUGGAAGCUCCACCCUUCAAGCACAAAGGCAGUCAAGAGAUUAAUGGUUGCCCCCCAGUUAUAAACACAUGCCAGAUAUAUCCGGCCAUCCUGAAGGCAUGUCGUCAGCUGUAUGAGGAAGGCAAGACAGUCCUUUACGCCGAGAAUACGGUUAUUGGCCUUCAGUGUGGAAUCAAAGGUCUGAACGCCAAGUUCCGGAAUUAUGGUAUACCGAUGUGGGGAUCGCUGUCAUCAUAUCGUCUGGCGGCUACUAACACUAAAGAAACGCAACACAAUACAAAGCUCGACCCGCUGAUACUGUUGAGAGGACAGAAUGUCAAACGAGCCACCCCGUUUUACAUAUGCAGCUACAGAGACGCGACUGAGUUGUUCCACGCACUGUGGAUCAUGACCAAAUCUUCUUUUGCAAAAGGAAUGAAGUAUAACUUGGUCAUUUCCGCUGCUCCACGGCACCGACAUGUCGACAUCACUGAUACCUUCAUUAAAUACGGCCUCCUACCACGCUUGUACAGCUUUAUCAAUAAGAUUGAUUUCUAUGACCCUCAUGCUACACCGUUGAAGGCCGGGGAAUGUGCAGACAUUAUCUCCACAACACACAAACGCCUCACCUUGCUACGAGCUGAGUUGACUAAACACUUGUCAGCGAGCCAAGAUGAUGUCAAUCUCUACAACUACAACCUAAUUUGUGGAUUGCUUGAAAGCUUCAUGCUGCGUGCGGAGACUUGCAUCAACAAAAGGUCUUUUCUGAAAGCAGAACUCCUUCUUGAGCGUGUCAAUUUUGAGGCGUGCAGUAUGAUACGUACGCGGACUGCCGAGCUCGUUGAUGUAUCAGACAAGUCUAAAGAGGGUAUCAAUCGCGUCUGCAAGCUAAUCGCAAUAAGCGCUUAUCGUCUCUGCGAACUUCGAAGCGGUUCGCUGGCUAGAAUCCUCGCUAAGAAUAAAGAGCAGGCAUCCCCGAGCGGGGAACAGUCACCAUCAAUAGGAAAAACUACCCGAAUCCAAUCCGAAGCGCUUGCUCAUGAAUUGGCUGUCUCCAAUGGUCUUCUCGCACUACGCCUUCCCUGUGCGUCUCCGCUCCAUGAGUGGUCUAUCCGCGUUGAUAUCAUGCUGCUCCGACUGUUUGCAGAACGAAAGGAUAUCUCCUAUGCCGUCUGGGCGAUUCGACGAAUCAAAGAAAAUUGCAGCUUGUUGUGGAAAGAUGCAAAGUCGAAGCAGAAGUUGGUCCAAAAGAUCUCAACAAAACCCCCGCCAAAGUAUCAGGCACUGGGUGACCUGGUCACAUAUCUCGAAACGGCACUGAAGCCUUCUCCGGCAUUGCUCUGCUUGCCCACCAUCGCCGAUAAGUGUGAGGAGAUCGUUACUGAGAUCUGGGGCGAGAGACUGACUCCGAAGAAGGGAUACAUCGGCUUGAUCUGGACCUUC